This is a messenger RNA of Carcharodon carcharias (great white shark), 6912 nucleotides long. RefSeq names its product interferon regulatory factor 2 binding protein-like (gene irf2bpl). Gene Ontology annotation, biological process: regulation of transcription by RNA polymerase II. The transcript has a single exon. Gene Ontology annotation, cellular component: nucleus. Lineage: Eukaryota; Metazoa; Chordata; Chondrichthyes; Lamniformes; Lamnidae. Gene Ontology annotation, molecular function: transcription corepressor activity. The record is from RefSeq and is a predicted model, not a curated record. Bases 214 to 2196 code for a protein of 660 amino acids.
CAUUAGCCUUCUUGCGGGCUGCAGAACGGCGGCUGACGUCACGUGGUGUUCGGAGGAGCUGGGUGGCGCGAGCAGGAGGAGAAGAGAAAGCAGACAGAAGAGCAGGAGAAAGGCAAAGAAAGCAAGGGAGCCCGGGCCCGGCCAUAACACCACAAGGAAGGGCCACCGCGGAGAAACCCACAAUAUACACUCAAUCCCCACAGCUUUCACAUCAUGUCCGCUGCCCAGGUGUCUUCGUCCCGGAGACAGUCGUGUUACCUCUGCGAUCUUCCCCGCAUGCCGUGGGCCAUGAUCUGGGAUUUUACCGAGCCCGUGUGCCGGGGUUGCGUCAACUACGAAGGGGCCGAUCGCAUCGAGUUUGUCAUCGAGACGGCGCGGCAGCUGAAGCGGGCUCACGGCUUCCAGGAGGGCCGCUCGCCGGGGCCGCCUCCUGUCAAAGUGCAGUCUUUGGGCAGCAGCAAAGAGGCAGCUCAGCAGCUCAACCACGUCGACGGCUCGUCCAAGGCACCGCAGCCGCCUCUCGAUCGCUAUUCCCUGAGCGAGAGACCUCGUUUCGAGUACCCGAGCCUCGCCCACGCUGGCAGGCUUCCCAAUGGCCUGAACGGACCCAAUGGAUUCCCUAAACCCGAAGACAUCCCGCCAGAACUGAACCGACAGAGUCCCAAUUCAUCACGGAGAAAUCACGGCAUCGUGCCUCCGGGCCCGGUCACAGUGCCGCCCAACCUGCUGCCUCAGACCACCUUAAACGGUCCGUCUGCAGGAGCUCUGGCUCCGCACGGGAUGCUUGGCCGGCCGUCUCCAUCCAGCAGCAUGGCUGGGACAUCGGUGACGGUCAGCAGCCAAGUCCUGAGCGAUGUAAACAAACGGCCGGGAUCGGUGUCCAGCAGCGACCAGGAGAGGGAACUGAAGGAGAAACAGCGAAACGCCGAGACCCUGGCCGAGCUGGGCGAGAGCUUGAGAAACCGCUCCGAGGACUGGGCCAACAAGCCCAAAAUCGUGCGGGAGACACUUCUCACCCUGUCCAACUGCAACCCUUUUGAUGUACGCUUCAAGAAGGAUCACUCUCUGCUGGGCCGGGUCUUCGCCUUCGAUGCCGUUUCCAAGCCCGGCAUGGACUUCGAGCUGAAGAUCUUCAUCGAGUAUCCGAGCGGCUCGGCCAAUGUCUUCUCCAGCGCCUCCGGCGUAGCCAAGCAGAUGUACCAGGACUGUAUGAAGGAUUUCAGCAGAGGCCUAUCGUCCGGUUUUAAGUACUUAGAGUACGAGAAGAAACAUGGCUCGGGGGACUGGCGCCUCCUGGGUGACCUGCUGCCCGAGUCGGUACGUUUCUUCAAGGAGGUAGUAGGGGCCGACAUGUUGCCGCAGCCCCAUAUAGACGCCAAUUGCCCCAUCUUACCCACCGCUCUGUGCAACAUGCCUCGGCCCCCGCCUAACAGCUCCAGAACUGGGAUGCGCAAGCGGAAAGCGUCUCCCGAGCCCGACUCGGAAACAGGCAGCGUGAAGCUGGAAGAGCGGCAGCAGCAGUGGCUGUCUAACCAGAACGAAGCCUUAAAGCUCACUAUGGCGGCAUCUGGCAGCUUUGGAUCAGGCGGCGUGGCGCACGGGGGAUCCGCUCUGCCACCCAACCGGACCACCCCCCCCGAAUGCAGCACCCAAAAUGGGCAGUCCCCCAUGGCCGCCCUCAUGUCCGUGGCUGACACCCUUGGAAAUGCCCACUCGCCAAAGGACAGCAGCAAUUCCGUACAUUCGACCACGAGUACCAGCACCAGGAGGAACAGCAACAGUCCGGUCUCCCCGGCUUCAGGGGGCGGCCAGCGUCGCAUGGUGUCCAGGAACGGGGAUGCUGCUCUGUCUGUGGCCCCUCCUAACAACCAUCCCAAUCCCAGCAUAGACCCCGUUCACCCCCCAAACAUUCCAGACUCACCGAUGGCCAACAACGGGCCCCUGUGCUGCACCAUUUGUCAUGAACGUUUGGAGGAUACUCACUUUGUGCAAUGUCCAUCAGUGCCCAAUCAUAAAUUCUGUUUCCCAUGCUCUCGGGAGAGCAUCAAGGCUCAGGGGGCGAAUGGAGAAGUUUAUUGCCCCAGUGGAGAAAAAUGCCCUUUAGUAGGUUCAAACGUCCCUUGGGCAUUCAUGCAAGGAGAGAUUGCUACAAUCUUAGCAGGGGACGUUAAGGUCAAAAAAGAAAGAGACCCGUAAUUUUUAAACUUCAGUAAUUGAAGUAAAAUGUGAAUAAGAACUAAAAAGUUAGUCUUAUGUAUAGACAUUUUUCAUUUCCGUCGUAUGUUUCUAUAUUUUGAAACAAGGUAUGUAAUCUUCUUCAUUUGAAGGAUGAACCUGGUUUUGUUUAAAGAAUAUCAGAUAUUAUUGCUUAAUACUGUUUUCACUUAUUGAUGGCAGUGUGUUGGCUAGGUACAAAAUCAUAGCACUUAGCAAUUAACGCUGCUGGUGUGUUUUUGUAAAUGUAUGCACUUCGCUGAAUUGCCAAGGCCAGUGUUGACGUCUGCAGAAAUGCAAACAAAUUGUUACAAAGAAUGGUUACAGUUAGUUAUGUUACGAGCCCUGGGGAUAGUCUCCUACAAAGUGACUUUUUUUAAAAAAAGGUGAGGGGUUCUUUUUAUUAGUUUCCAAGGGCAAAAUAUUUCAUUUUAUGAUUCAGUGAUCUGAAUUUUUUAUAACUUUUUUUUGCUUUAUGGAUGCACGAAUGCUUUAAAUAGUAGAGCAAAAUGCUGUACUGUAUAUGACAAAACUGCUCUGUUUGUUCUUUAUACAUUUCUGUAGUAACAGAAGACUGUAAUGUGCCUUGGAGCUGAAUAAAUUGUAAUAAAUUCGAUGAAUAAGCUCCCUGACUAGUCAAUUUCUUUACAGAUUGUAAGAAAUGUGAACAAAUUGGAUGUGGAUACCUGUGAGAAAAUGUUUGCUUUAUUGCUUUAAAAGUUACAUUACUACAAUCUCUGUCAGAGAUGUCUUUCUUCUAAUUAAAUAAAUACUAUCAUCGCAAUAUUUGUCUUGGCAAAGAGCCCACAUUUUUAUAAAUCACCUGAAUGCUUAUCUUCAAAAACCUGCUGAUUCAGGUUUUUCCAUUCACUUUUUUUACUGGUCUAAAACCUGACGAGUUCCACUGAAACAAAAUAUGAAAUAAUUGUUCUGAGAUUAAAGGCACUUUAAAGUGAUUGAAUGUUACUGUGUGAAAUCAAUGGCAGUUAGUUAACUGUAGUGGUCCAGGUAAUUGCAACAAGUUUGAACACAGAUGUCAGACCAAAAAACAGCUGUUUCACUUUGAGCUAAUAAAGAAAGCAAGGGCUGUGAUGCUGGUACAGGGAACUGUAUCCUGCAUUCUGUGCAGCAAAUUCUUAUUCUGAAUAAAAUGCUUUUUAAAUUUAUCUCUUCAGAUCAUAUGCACUUUAAGACCGGCAGUUCAAUAUUUAUUCAUGUUCAAAAACAUUCUUCUGAUAUAAAAAUGAAUUCCAUUUCCUUGCCUUUUACACAUUUGCAAGGCUUACACUUCUGGUAGUUUGUCCUAAUGUCUAAUCACAAGGUAUGUUUCCACAAAGUACAUAUUAAAAAAACUUAAUGCAGUGGAUACUGCAACUGGACUGCUACAGUUAAUAUUUUCUUAGUGUGCACAAUUGAGUUUUUAUAUCUGAAAAAUGCACUUUCCCUGAACAUUGAAAUAUUUGAAGUAUUCAUUUCUCACUUUUGAAAGGUUAAUGGUGAAAAUUAAAGAGGAAGUUGGUGUGAAAGUAGACUUAAUUAACUGGAGAUGCAGUGUGAUAUUUUUAUGUUUGUUUUGAAUCACAACCUUUUUGCAAGUUUAGAACAUAUUCCAAAGCUAACAGUCAAAUGUAUCACUUUUAAUUGAAGGACUAGGGAAAUGUGAUGAGAGCUGAAAUGUGCUGUUGGAUUUUUUAAUCAAACCCACUAUAAAUGUUUUAUUCGUAAAUUAUCAAAACCCUUGUAAUGUAACCUGGCAAUUUCACAUUGGUAUUAAUAGUUCCUUAUUGCUGCUAAGCUGCAUAUAUUCCAUAAAUGAUUAACAGCAUAAAAUUAAGUUCCUUAAUGUGAUAGCUGAUACUGUUUUCAAAGAAUAACUGAACCCUAUUUGAUCUUUAAUCGAGGGCUUGUGCACUCAAGAUUUAUAGCUCCAGACCAGUUUGUUUACACAGCUGUUCUUCAUCAGUAGGUUUUGAUUCUGAAGGUACAAAGUUGGGAGUUAUUUUUAUAUUUUAAUUACAAGGAUUUUUAAUAGUUAUUGUUGAUGUUUGAUAAGACAUUUUGCUUAUAGCCUUGAUCUUGGCCUCUGCCAAAUUACAUGUUCUCACAAUAUGGUCUAGGUAACAAGUUCCAGUAAGGUUUUAAACAACAAUAUAACUGAAAUAAUUUACCAACUAAUGACCAUAUUUAAGUUAGUUUUUCAAAUUUUCUAAGAAUAUUUGGAUGUAGAGCAGAUCCAGAGAAGGUGUUUCUUGUCCAUUUUCUCCACCACCAAUACUAAAGCUGAAAUUUUCACUUUGAUAUACACAUUAUUUGAAAUGGAUCUUUUCAGCUUUCUAAUGCCCUGGUUUUACAUCAUCAUGAAUAUAUUCUUGACUACUCUGAUAGAUUUAAAUAGAAAUAUGAUCACGUUUAACCAGAAACUGGACGCUUGAAGAUUUGGAUAGUAAUUCUCUUAAAAUUUGAAAUGAUGCAUUAGUUUUAUGUUUUAAUUUGAACCACGAAUAUUUUUGUGCUGAUGUAUGUUUAUCCAUUUGCUGUUCUAUUUCACAUUUAUCUUGGUAAACAGAAAUUCUGUAGUAUUUCAAAUGAUGAGCCCAGUACUUCAAAGAACAAAGCAUAUAUUACACACCAUAAACUUAGUGAAGCAUCAAACAAAUACUGUAGAGAGGUAAUAAAAUUAUUACUUGCUUUGAAUUUAUAUAUCUAAAAAGAUGGGUCUAAUAGAAAAAUACCUGAGGGAGUACUGAGUGAAAAAAGUUGGCCCAAUAUUUGUGCAAUGAAAUUUGUAUAUUUAAUAGAAUGUACUGUGUUGGUAUGUGCAAGUGUAUUACAAAGUCUUAAAAGUUUUUUUAAAUGACCCAUGAUACAAAAACAAUUAAUAAAAGCAAUCAUCAGAAUAGGCAAUUGCAGGGCUUGCGGGGGAAGUGGAAGAUGACCAGUAAAGAGUGGAUGAUAGUACUGAGAGAAAGCUAGACAGUAUCUGGAUAUAUAUCAAGUUGUAGUGAUUUUUUAAAAAGUAUAUAUACUUUUGACAUUUUAUGAAGAGUUUCACACUAAUUCAGUGGAGAAGCAGACUUUUAGAUCUGAAGUGUUUUAGGUCUGACUUGAUGGUUUUAAGAGUAGAAGAUAAUAUUUUUAGAUGUUGCCAAGGAUGGACUAGCUGUAUCCACAUUACAUGUUGUUUGCCAUUGUAAAAUAGAGGAAUUAAUAUUGAUGCGCACUCCAGUUCUAAAGCAAUGGAAUGUAAACUUCAAAACUCAAAGUUCACAUACAGAAUACUAUACAAUACUUGGGUUCAUUGGAACAAAUUAUGGAUCAGUUGAUUAGAAAGACAAUUAAUUUCUCUUGGAACUCACAAAAAACAAUGUAUGAAGGCAUAGUAUAUCUGGAGUACAGAGAGGAGGAUACUGCACAGAUUUGCAAUUGCUUACUAGAACACCUAAUAUUCCAUGCUUGACAAUUAAUGUAUCAUUUACUUUUUCACAUGUAUGGAAUCCACAUGUAAUCCAUACAUUAGGCUUUGGUACAAUUUCUGCAUUCUUUUAGGAAAUUUUAUUGUGAUUUUCAGACUUCCAUGCUGUUGCUUAAGAAUUGCAAGAAAAUUAUUUUAUGUGCUCUCUUGUAUGUAUCCUCAGAUUAGUUUAAUGGCAUCAACUUUACUGAUGUUUUAUGGCAUUACUUAAUUCCAACUGACUUGAUGUCUAAUGUAAGUAAUUUUGCUGAUUAGAGUAAAUGUGCUGGGGUUACACCAGAAGUUUGCUGAGUUGGAAAUGCCCAUAAAGAAAAUAAAUUACUUUUAUUCAAAUUUUCAGUUCAAACAACAUAGAACACUUACCAGAAAAACUGAAAUGAAUGUUCCAUUUGACAUUUAAACAAAAGUUCCUAUUGUCAGAAAGUUCUUUGUUUUAGACUUUAUUGAAGUUAACCCCAUAUGAUGUGUUUAACAUUGAAAAAAUUGCCUUGUCUGAGUAAUAGUUAUUACUUGAAUGCUGCAUGCCAUGACCUGAAAUUUUCUGCAGUCCAACAAGUUUUAAAUAUGAUCAUUUAAGUGUACAGCGUAAUCCUAUUUGGCUAUAUUUUGCUUUGCUGAGUUGCCAUUUCUUUUAUUCUGUAGUUAUUCUCAUCUAUGUUCCCUUCCCCACUGUAGGACUCCUGAUUUUUAAAGAAGCUCAACAUAUAGCUAUUUGUAACGUAGUUUAAAUAUUUGCAUCAUGCAUGCCACUGGUGGAACUGUGGAAUACAAGCAGUAUUAUAAAGCUGUUCAGAAAGCAGAUGCAAAAGGAAAAAGUACCUGCAGGUGCAGCCCUUUCUAUAUAAAUUCAUUGCCAUUUUAUGUCUUUCAUAUAUUUGGGUGACUUAUGAAAAAUUUCCUUAGAGAAAUCCCUCUGUAAAAGACUAGCUAAGAAUGCAAUGCUGUUGCUGAUGUAACAGUAUCUUGGUGUUUUCCAAGAAGGGAUAUGGGUGGGUGCACUUAGUGAUUCAUUUAUAUAUUGAACUUGAUCAGUUCAGAGUUGUUGAGCAAUAGAUUUCUUUUACAAUAUUGAGCUAAUAAAUAAACACAACCUGUUGAAAGUAUUCUCCUAAAGGCAGCUUUUCCUUUGACCCUGUCAUUUCUGCUAAUAAGUGUAUAUGAUUAUAAGUGUAAAAUACUUGUACCUGUAAUGUUCCUUGUUUAAAAUAAUAAAUGUAUCACAAAAA